Molecule: messenger RNA, 2166 nt
Organism: Cryptomeria japonica (Japanese cedar)
Lineage: Eukaryota; Viridiplantae; Streptophyta; Pinopsida; Cupressales; Cupressaceae
Product: high mobility group B protein 9
Exons: 6
Coding region: 454-1653 (399 amino acids)
Molecular function (GO): DNA binding
Source: RefSeq, a predicted model, not a curated record
GUAAAGCCAGAUACUCCGUCGGACCGGAGAAGAAAAAACCAAAAAAAUCCCGGAUCUUUUGAAAUUACGGGAAAACCAAAGGAAGAGAGAGUUGGUUCAUAUUUUAGAAACAAAAAAAGAAAUGGUUUUGUAUGGGGAAGGGUUUGUUAAAGAAAGGGGUAAAUCAAAAGCGACAUCAAUGGCCUGGUUUUUCGCAGAUUUAAAUGAGAAAGUGAGUUGAUGGCUUGCUGAUGUGAGUUUGGGUUUUUGCUUUUCCACCAUUGCUGUGAGUCUUUUCAAAGGCCGUAUGAUUUGUAAGGUUUGGGCUUUGAACGGAGAAAAUUUGAGUCCGUGAAACAUAUUCGGUUGGUAUUGGACAAAAGGCAGGCUUAUAAAAUAACAAGAGGACCCACAGUGGGGGCGCCAUUGACGACUACAGUGGUGUGCACACAGGCCUCUGAUGUGACCGCGACAAUGGAAACGAUAUGCUCCGCCACAGACACGGCAGGUACGUUCACUUUUGCGGAAGCGGCAGGAACAGGAGAAGCCGCUGCUGUCCAUGUGACCGCAAACCCGAGUGAGGCGGAGGCGAUGCAAAUGCAGCUGUGUCGCCAUCCCGCUGUUUAUCCAGAGGCGCUUGCAAAGCACGCAGAGGUCAUUGCAGACAGAGAUUUGUUCAUGUCCACUCUCAAGAGCUUUCAUGCCGCUCUGGGGACCAAAUUAUCAAUUCCAAAGAUUGGAGGCAAGGAUUUGGAUCUUCAUUUUUUGUACAAAGAAGUAACUUCUCGUGGGGGCCUGCAAAUUGUUAUCAAAGAAAGGAAAUGGAAGGAGAUAGCCCUGGCACUUAACUUUCCUCCAACAACAACAAGUGCUUCAUUUGUAUUACGCAAGUUUUACAGCAAUUCUCUUCAUCACUACGAACAAGUAUAUCUAUUUGGAGUUCAUGGAUCUGUCGUUCAACCUCCAGCCGCCCCAGCAAUCUCAAGUCCAGCUCAUCAUUUCUCAGAGAUCGAGCAUAUGCAUUCGGCUUCAGAGGUUCCUGAACCAGAUAUUAGGAGGCAGAAGAUUGAUUCGGCUCAGGCACUUGGAGUGGACCCUGCAUCAUCAAUCGGAAGCAUUGUGAAUGGGUCUAUUGAUAGUAAAUUUGAGUACGGCUAUCUUGUCACUGUAAUGGUUGGUACAAGGAAGAUGAAGGGUGUUUUAUACCAUGUUCCUCCGACUGGUGCCAAACCACAAGGUGCAUCAGUUUCAACCUUUAUGAAUAGUCUUGGGUCUGAACUUAAGGCUUCUGAUGUGGAGGAUCAAAUUGGUCAUCGUCGAAGGAGAAAAGAACUGUCCAGAAAGGAUCCGAAUGCACCAAGGCAAAACCGAAGUGGUUAUACAUUUUUCUUUGCUGAGCAGCGAGCCAAGCUGAAGUCUUCUGUACCUGAUAAGAACAGAGAAAUCAGCAAGAAGAUUGGUGAUUUGUGGAAUAGGCUUCCGGAGGAGGAGAAAUCUCCAUAUCAAGAAAGAGGCUUAAAAGAUAAGGAGCGUUAUAUACGAGAGAUGCAGGAAUAUAAGGAAAGGUGUAGAUCUCAACAAGAGCAUUCGGAUGGAGCAAAUGUUUCUCAGAGUGGUUUUCAGAAUGCGAGCAAUGAAAGUCACUCAAACAAUGAUGUAUGCAAUACAGUUUAGAUUUUAACAGAAAUUUAAAUUGAGCUUCAGGAGGUACAAAAUUUGAAUUUGUAUUUCAUAAUUGCCAAAGCACCUAUCUUUUGUUUCCGAAACAGGAGGGAGUUCAGAGCUCCAAUCUUCUAAAGAAUGAGAGUGAACUUCUCUAGAAAGAGACAAGGUAUCACCUCCUCUUUAAGGCUAGCAACUUUAAUGUUGUUAAAAGGAUCCAGUUUUGCAGUACCAAAGCCCAAUUUACCUCUAGUUAUAUGGAUCAAAUUGAUAAUCCUGUCAAACCUUUUGUCGAAUGUAAUGUUAUCUAUUCAUGGAUUUAGAAUACGUUGUUUCAAAGAAGCAGCAUGAUUUUUGAAGAAAAAUGGGGAAUGGUCUCAGGUUGCUUGGAUCAGGUAGAUGUGUAAAUACAAAGACUGCGCAGAGAUAGUGUUUUUGUGAUGUUAAUUUGGAUAUUUACUUUGUAUAUUUGAACUGGUUAUGUUUUCCAAGAUCUGAAUGGCUACUAUAUCUUAUUGUCUUAAA